CUUUCAUAGCUUUGCAAGUAAUAAAUAACUUGAAAUCACUUCUAAAAAACAACAGGAAGCCAGUGGAGGGAGGCCCGGCUCGGUGUGAUCACAUUUGUGAUCCACGGCCCUGCCUUCUGUAACGCAGGCCAGAGGUUGCACGCCUGCGUUUUACUACUGCAUUUGGAAAGACUGGGGGCCUUCGGAAUGUCCGGAAUGGCAAUCACCUUUACUCUAAUUACUUUCCUAACUUCAUGGUGCUGUCAGCUGCUCCUUAGUUUCCUCACAAGUCGCAGGUUGUCACUGUCCUCUGCGCUGGUGCACGCGGUCACUAUGAGCCUUCAGACUGUCUUCCUGGCGCUCUCAGUUUGUUUUAGCAUGUUUUCCUCAUCUCCCUCCACUCACCCGAAUUCUGCUAAGUCAGGCUGCUUCAAAGUCAACAACUGCAAAUGCAUCAUGAAGGAUGGGAGCGGGGUGAUAAACCUGAAAGCUAUGGGAGAUGCGGAUGGUUUCCUGGGCCGUUUGAAGCCCGUGUCAGCAGAGGACAUGCCGGAGAACAGCGCAGAGACGCUCCUGUCCUUCAGCCCCUGCCAGCCAUUCUCACAGCCAGAAGACCUGACAGGAGCGACGGACUGCACUAAUGUCGCUGCAUGCCUCAUCGUCAGGUAUCACAGGCUCAACAGACGCUUUAUCAGCUAUGGAAAACAUGAUGGGAAUGAAUUUCUCUACAAUGACACUGUGAAGAUGCUGUCUGUCUCAUAUUUUUCUCAUGGCGAGCAGCCGCUGACAGUUGUUCAUUACCACUGUAAUCCAAAUCAGUCCACUUCUUUUAUCCGGGACCAGAGCCUCAGAACUGAGGUGCCCCUGCAGAUCUGGGUGGAGAGCCCCUGUGCUUGUCCAAAUGCGUGUGCCAUGGGGGAUCUAGGUGUAGGCACCAUCUUCCUCAUCAUCCUCUCCCUCAGUGCUGCUGCAUACUUCAUCCUUGGCUCCUGUGGUCUAAGGCCUUUUCGGAGCAGCAGUGGAGUCCUGAUCUCUCCAGAGCGCAGUGUGUGGUGCAUGAUCUGCUACCUCUGCACUGAGAGACGGCCAGAAAGAAGACACUGUACAGACAUGGCACGCUGUGAACAAUAAGCAGCUGCACACCUCUGGACCACUGCAGACUCUAUUGUGGGGUAGUUUUAUUUUGGCAGACUCCCCAGCCUCUCGUUAUGGAGCCUCCAUUUGUGGACAGUUGCAGACCUUAUCAGCAGAGGCCUGUUUCCCCAUCGCUCUUUUCUGUUCUGCCC
Molecule: messenger RNA, 1265 nt
Organism: Micropterus salmoides (largemouth bass)
Lineage: Eukaryota; Metazoa; Chordata; Actinopteri; Centrarchiformes; Centrarchidae
Exons: 5
Coding region: 187-1110 (307 amino acids)
Cellular component (GO): trans-Golgi network
Source: RefSeq, a predicted model, not a curated record